GCGUAUUGAAUCUGUCGAUCCUGCUGAUCAAUUGAUGAUAUUUAGAAAUCGAUUCAUCUAUCCCAUCAUUCCAUGAUAUUUAAUAAAUUAUCAAGUCGAGUCUGAAUAUUCAACCAAGUGUCGUCGCGUCACCACUCAUCACACUACAUCCUUCCUUCCUACCUACCUAUACCCAGCAAUAUCCUUCCUGAAGAACGCAAAUAAUCAAAAAUGCCACCAACAUCCGAACCAAAAGUUCUCGGUAAUCGUCUCAAGAACAAAGUUGCCAUUGUCACGGGCGGUGGUUCAGGUUUCGGCGAAGGCAUCGCUCGUCGUUUCGCGAGCGAAGGUUGUAAAGUGACGAUUGCAGAUAUUGAUACUAUUGGUGGUGAACGCGUUGCGAGUGUUCAUCCUCAUAGUAUGCUAUUUGUGAAGAUGGAUGUGACGAAUGAGGAGGAUUGGGAGAGGGUAUUGGAGACUACGCUUGCUAAGUGGGGAAGGGUGGAUGUUUGUGUUAAUAAUGCUGGGACGAGUUAUAGGAAUAAGGUGAGUUGUUUCAUGGAGUAUUUCGUGGUUUGGUGGCUGUGGGAUGUAGUUGUGGAUGGAGAUGAGAUGGAGAUUGAUGGAUCAGACUGAUUUGAUUUGAUAUUAGCCAACUUUGGAUGUCAUCGAAGAUGAAUUUGAUAAGGUUUUUAAUGUUAAUGUCAAAUCGAUCUUCUACGCAACGAGACACUUCAUUCCAAAUGUUAUCAAUCAAGGGGAAGGUGGAUCGAUGAUUAACAUUGCAUCGGUUGGGGCUUCAAGACCUCGAGGAGGUCUUGUCUGGUAUAACGCCAGUAAAGCUGCCGUUGUCAAUGUGAGUAUUCAGCUUGUAUGUUGAAUCACGUUUCUAACAACAUGAAAGGCUACCAAAGGACUCGCAGCGGAAUAUGGACCUAAGAACAUUAGAAUCAACUCUAUUUGUCCGCUUCUAGCUGGUACUGGCCUGUACGUAUCUCCAACUUUCUACUUUUACGUCUACUAAUACUCCUAGCUUCUCUACAUUCACCGGAAUGGAUGAUACUUCCGAAAACCGUGACAAAUUUCUCUUCAAUGUGCCAUUAGGCCGCCUUUGUACUCCGGAGGAUGUGGCUAAUUAUUGCUUAUUCCUUGCGAGUAAUGAGGCAAAGUUCAUUACCGGUACUUGUUUGGAGGUAGAUGGUGGACGAAGUAUUUCUUGAGGAGAAAUGCAAAUGGAGGAUGUAGUAAAGUUUCUUCAUUUAGUCAGGUUUUGACGAAAGAAAUAUCUUGAAAACGGAUAGGAAAUCUAUUGCUGAUACCGAUGAUUUUAAUGAACACUACGAAGAUUUGGAAAUAGGAUAGUAAAGAGUAAUGGUUAUUGUGGAAUCACUGUU
Sclerotinia trifoliorum is the source of this 1373-nucleotide messenger RNA. The record is from the annotation of a GenBank genome assembly. NCBI's taxonomy places the organism in Eukaryota, Fungi, Ascomycota, Leotiomycetes, Helotiales, Sclerotiniaceae.